AUGGCGUUGUUGGUGUGGAUUGUUGCUGGCUUAAGCACAGUUCACACAACAUCGGCUGAGACGAGGUAUCCACGAUACGGUUGUGGCAAAGGGUUGGAUUCUUUCCCAUUCUGUGAUAGCAAGUUGCCUGUAAACAAGCGUGUCGAUGACUUGAUCAAGCGGCUAAAGCUGGAGGAGAAGCCACUACUGAUGGUUGCCCGCCUGGCCCCUCUUGGCAACAUCUCACGGCUCGGUAUUCCGCAAUAUGACUGGGGAGCCAAUUGCAUCCAUGGCGUUCAAUCCCGAUGUGGCACGGGUUCGGACGGUCAGGAUCGCUGUCCGACUUCCUUUGCAGCACCAAACCUGCUUGGUGCCACUUUCAAUGAGUCAGCAUGGUGGACAAUGGGCCACAUCAUCGGUGUAGAGUUGCGCAGCUUAUGGAAGCAAGGCAAGGGUGAGAACCAUCCACCCACUCAGCUUCCUCCUUUGGGUCUGGAUUGCUGGAGCCCAAACAUUAACAUAGUCCGUGACCCACGCUGGGGCCGGAAUAUGGAGACUCCAUCGGAGGACCCAUUCCUCCUCAGCCGCUUCGGGGUGCAAGUAACCAAGGGGUUGCAGGAGGGCAAAGAGGAUAAGGGUCGGCUUCAGGCCAUUGUGACACUCAAGCACUUCGCGGCGAAUGAGCUGGAAGGCACUUGGGAUGGACCUGGUGGUCCGGCCCAGUUCCCUGGCACCGGCAUGUGCCCUGGGAAGAAGUGCACACGGCACACCAUCAAUGUGAACAUCUCCUCAUACGAUUUAGCCUCAUCCUAUCUAGCUUCCUUCCGCAGCGCAGUGGUAGAAGGAGGCGCCCUCGGGGUGAUGUGCUCGUACAAUGCCAUUAACGGUUACCCCAGCUGUGCCAACAAAUGGCUUCUGAAUGAUAAGCUCCGGAAGGAGUGGGGUUUUAAAGGCUAUGUUACGGGAGACUCCGGUGCUGUGGCAGACAUUUACAAGAAGCACUGGUUUGUUCCUUCAAUGGAAGAUGCUGUUGUGAAGUCUGUGGAGGCUGGGACUGAUGUCCAAUCCUCUGGUUGGCCUUCCGGGCAUCCAUGGGCUACAACAAAUGCAGAAUACCUCAAGUACAUCCCGGCGUUGGUCCGAGACGGCAAGCUGUCUGAGCAGGACUUGGACGAUGCUCUGAGGCAUACGUUGACCUUGCGAUUUCGCCUGGGCCUCUUCGAUGACCCUGGCAGUCAGCCUUUCGAGAACUUCUCCGAAGACAUUGUGCGAAGCAGUGAGCACUUGGCUGCGGCCAUCGAUGCGACCGAGCAAGGCCUGGUGCUCCUGAAGAAUCUGAAGAAUGAGAAAGCCAUGAAAGCCACCUUACCAAUUUCUCAAGGUCGAAUUGCGGUGAUCGGGCCGCAUGCCACUUCCCGGUCUGAGCUUCUGGGCAACUACCUUGGUCAGAUUUGCCCUGGAGAGAAGCAGAGCUUUGCUUGUGUGGAAUCUCUCUACGAGGCUCUUGGCAACUUGUCGAAGGACGUUACCACAGCCCCCGGCUUGCCAAGCAUCAGCGGUGAGGUGGACCCAAAGCUCCUGGCCGAAGCCGUGGCUACGGCCAAGAAUGCCGACCAUGUCGUCCUCGCCUUAGGCUUGGACACUAGCACUAUCGAGCAGGAGGGGCGGGACCGUCACACUGUCACGCUUCCCCCUGGGCAGCUGGAGCUUUUCGAUGCCAUGACUGCCCUCAAAAGGCCAGUGACUGUGGUGCUGGUGAACGGCGGCAUGGUGGCCAUGAGCUCCGUCAAGGAGAAAGCGGAUGCGAUCGUGGAGGCCUGGUACCCUGGCUUCUUUGGUGCCGGUGCCAUUGCUAGGGCGCUGCUUGGACACACGAAUCGCUGGGGCAAGCUGCCGGUGACCAUCUACGAUGAAAAGUUCACAGACGAGUUCGACAUGCUCAGCUUUGACAUGUCGAAGGCUCCAGGACGGACAUACCGCUACUUUACAGGACAACCUCUCUGGCCUUUCGGCUUUGGGCUUUCUUACACCACCUUCUCAUUGAAGCUCCUCGGGUCAAGUUCCAUCAAGGUGUCCCAGCAAGGCGAAGCUGCCACAGUGAACGUGCUGGUUCAAAAUACCGGCACCGUGGCAGGGGACGAGGUGGUCAUGGGCUACUUCUUGCCAAAAAACGGCACCAUUCCUGCAGGCCGAGCUACACUGCUGCGCAAGCAGCUCUUCGCCUUCCAGCGUGUGGCCGUCCAGCCCGGGAUGGCCGUGACUUUAGGCUUCACAGUGACAGCAGCGAGCUUCCAGGUCUUUACGGACGGCGGCGAUGGAGUCAGCUAUGCUGGCAAGUACACCGUACUGUUCAGCACAGGGAAUGUGGAUGUCCCGUUGCAGGUGGAGGUGGAUGGGCCGCAGCAUCAGCCGGCUGUUUUGCAGCCGUGGCAUGCGCCUUCCAGAAUAUCUGGAACAAGCAGCAUUGUCGUUUGA
Symbiodinium natans is the source of this 2454-nucleotide messenger RNA. Lineage: Eukaryota; Dinophyceae; Suessiales; Symbiodiniaceae. The record is from the annotation of a GenBank genome assembly.